Molecule: messenger RNA, 3177 nt
Organism: Scophthalmus maximus (turbot)
Lineage: Eukaryota; Metazoa; Chordata; Actinopteri; Pleuronectiformes; Scophthalmidae
Gene: stk24b
Product: serine/threonine kinase 24b (STE20 homolog, yeast)
Exons: 11
Coding region: 101-1399 (432 amino acids)
Biological process (GO): protein phosphorylation
Molecular function (GO): ATP binding; protein kinase activity
Source: RefSeq, a predicted model, not a curated record
CCCUCCCGGUAAGCAGGUGUCCUGGAGGAUUGCUGCCGGGUGACGGCGCUGACGCCGGGGCUGUGAGGAGAGAGGACGCGCCGACCCAGGCAGCAUCACCAUGGCCCACUCCCCCGUUCAGGGACACCUGCCGGGGAUGCAGAAUGCCAAGGCCGACCCCGAGGAGCUGUUCACCAAGCUGGAGCGCAUCGGCAAGGGCUCGUUCGGCGAGGUGUUCAAAGGCAUCGACAAUCGCACCCAGAAGGUGGUGGCCAUCAAGACCAUCGACCUGGAGGAGGCGGAGGACGAGAUCGAGGACAUCCAGCAGGAGAUCACCGUGUUGAGCCAGUGCGACAGUCCUUUCGUCACCAAGUACUACGGCUCGUACCUGAAGGACACAAAGUUAUGGAUUAUCAUGGAGUAUUUAGGCGGAGGCUCGGCGUUAGACCUGAUGGAGCCCGGAGCGCUGGACGAAACCCAGAUCGCCACCAUCCUGCGGGAGAUCCUGAAGGGCCUAGAGUAUCUGCACUCGGAGAAGAAGAUCCACCGGGAUAUCAAAGCCGCCAACGUGCUGCUGUCCGAGCAGGGCGAGGUGAAGCUGGCGGACUUCGGCGUGGCCGGCCAGCUCACCGACACACAGAUCAAACGCAACACCUUCGUCGGCACGCCCUUCUGGAUGGCGCCCGAGGUCAUCAAACAGUCGGCCUACGAUUCGAAGGCGGAUAUCUGGUCCCUGGGCAUCACGGCCAUUGAGCUGGCGAAAGGCGAGCCGCCGCACUCGGAGCUCCAUCCCAUGAAGGUUUUAUUCCUCAUCCCAAAGAACAAUCCGCCAACGCUGGAGGGAAACUACAGCAAACCGCUCAAGGAGUUCAUCGAGGCCUGUCUCAACAAAGAGCCCAGUUUUAGGCCGACCGCCAAAGAGCUGCUGAAGCACAAGCUGAUCGUCCGCCACGCCAAGAAGACGUCGUACCUGACGGAGCUGGUGGACAAGUACAAGAGGUGGAAGGCCGAGCAGUCUCGAACCACCGAGUCCAGUUCUGACGAGUCUGACUCAGAGCAGGAUGGGCAGGCGUCGGGAGGCAACGACUUCGGCAGCGACGACUGGAUCUUCACCAUCCGGGAGAAGGAUCCCAAGAAGCUCCAGAACGGGGAGGGACAGUCUGCGGACCAGACGAAAGACAUUCCAAAGAGGCCUUAUUCACAGAGCCUGGCCACCGUCAUCUCUCCUGCGUUAGCCGAGCUGAAGGCGAGACAGGAGCAGGUGAACGGGAACCCCAUGGUCCUGGACGAGCUGAGGGAGGCCAUCCUGCUGGCGGAGGAGGCCUACCCUGGCAUCUCCGACUCCCUGGUGGCCCACAUGGUCCACCGGCUCCAGAGUUUCUCCACAAGCAGGACGUCGUCGUCCUCCUCCUCCCCAUAGUGAUCCCACUCUGCUACCUGCCCUGCCCUCCUCGACCCUCCUCCACCCUCCCUCCACAACACCACAGCCCAGGUCAGAGGAUUCAAUACCAGAUGACCCUGUUUGAACUCCGGUGUGUGGGGGGCUUUAACCUCGCCUGUAAAAACAACAACAACAACAACAACAAAUGACUGAACUCCAAAGUAGAGAAACUCUGGAGCUUUUUUUUGUCGGGGAGGGGGGACGCAGCAGAACCCCCGUGACGAGACUCAAACAGCCGGGUUAAGACGCUGGGCUUUUUCUUUUUCUUUUUUGAGACACCAGACGUCUGGAGCUGAAUCGGCCCCAAACUCCCCCUCGUCCUGCAGGCGUCAUAUCCCCACAACCUCUGACAGCAUGCGUGAUGAACCUGCAGGGACUUUGUCUCCGUGUGCGAGCUGCGUGUGUGUGUGUGUGUGUGUGUGCUCUUGCGUAUGUACGACUCCCUGUUUAGGCAAAUUGCAGCAUUCUUAACGAAACCUCAGGUAAAGUGCUUUAAGUGGACUUUGUCCUCCGAGGCAGCGGGAGGAGGAGCGGGGGGCGGGGGGGGGUCGACGUGCUGUACAUGAUUAAACGUUGUCAUUGCGGGAAAAUUGAAUCACUGUGUACAAAAUGGUCAUGCGCAUUUUGUAGAUGUUGAUAAUGUUUAAAAAAAAAUAAAAUAAAAAGUAGAUAUUUAAAGAUUUCCGAAGUUACUCCAACAGAACGGAAAAUGCCUUGCCCUUAUUUUUUGAUGAACGAUGCACACGUCGACGUUCUGACAUUUCACCACAGACUCUUUUUGUUUUCAUGUCAGUGUUCAUCAGUGUGACUCCAGUUCCAAUCAUUUCAUUCACCUGCUGAAUCAUCUGGACUAAAUACGAUACUAAGCAUUUUAGUUUAUAGAUAUUAAUAUCUAUAUAGGAAGAAGAUUUACCUUUUGUUUUCUGUGUAGUCGUGGAGGGAAUCUCCUCCUUCCUGUGCUGAUGUUUAGAUGAUAGACGCGUUUGCUCUUCGAUGAGAACGCUGAGCGGAGCCGAGGACGAUUAACAAAAGACACUGGUGGAGCGGUGAGAUCACGUGAAGUAUUAUUUUUUUCCCCCUGGCGUCGCGUCAUGGCCAAACUAAACUGUUUAUCAGGACGAGCCAAGCUGCAGAAAUCGAUGCCAUCCUCAUUCCCUCACGCGUGUUCCGACGUCCACACCACGCUACAGAAGUGCCAUGUCCUUGCCAGAUGUUUGUAGUAUAUGAUUUGCACCUUCUUCUUCUUCUUCUUCUUUUUUCAGAUCAGUUGUUUUUUUUUGCACUUUGAAAGUGUGUCGAGUAUUUAAAAGAAAACCUGUACGAGGAAAAAAAACCUUACAAAACGGAAAAAAAAGUUGCUAAUAGCCAUGUUUUACUAUAUACUAUGUUUACGUAAGAGUUCCAGAAUUUUACUACUGUGCUAACGCAGCAAUAAUGUUGAGGAGUCGCAUCGAGACGCACUUGUCAACACAGGGAUCGAAAGAAAUAUCUGAUAUUUUUGUAACUGCAAAGAGUUGAGUAUGGAAUUAUGGAAUGCUUUAUGGAUAUGGGCAAAAAAAAAUUCUAUAUAGGAAGAAAAAACAAACAUAUGCUACGGAAAUAACUACAAAAUGUGUACAUUUGGUCUCUAUCAUAGCGGACAGUUUAUAGUACUGUAUAUAAUCUUUGCUUGUGUCAUCUGAGAAUUCCCGAGUUAAGUGUUGGCUCCCUGUAAGCUUUCAAAGUGACAUGAGAAAUAAAGAUCUAAUGGUAACUGA